AUGCCACACGUAGACAGCAUCCCCUCCACCUACAUCCCCGGCCGCCUCGACGGCAAAGUCGCCCUCGUCACCGGCUCCGGCCGCGGCAUCGGCGCAGCCGUAGCCACGCAUCUAGGGCGUCUGGGCGCCAAAGUCGUCGUCAACUACGCCAACUCGACCAAAGACGCCGAGAAAGUAGUCUCAGAGAUCAAAGCCCUGGGCAGCGACGCCAUCGCUAUCAAGGCCGACAUCCGCCAAGUCGCAGACAUUGUGCGCCUCUUUGACGAAGCCGUCGCGCACUUUGGCCACCUCGACAUCGCCGUCAGUAACUCGGGAGUCGUGAGCUUCGGACACCUGAAAGAUGUCACCGAAGAGGAAUUCGACCGCGUCUUCAGCCUCAACACGCGUGGCCAGUUCUUCGUCGCCCGCGAGGCAUACCGCCAUUUGACUGAGGGCGGUCGCAUCAUUCUCACUUCCUCAAACACCUCCCGUGACUUUAGCGUGCCGAAGCACUCGCUGUACUCUGGGUCCAAGGGUGCCAUCGACUCUUUUGUCCGCAUCUUCUCCAAGGACUGCGGCGAUAAGAAGAUUACGGUUAAUGCGGUUGCCCCUGGAGGUACGGUGACGGAUAUGUUUCAUGAGGUUUCGCAUCAUUAUAUUCCGAAUGGGCUGCAGUAUACAGCGGAGCAGCGUCAGGAGAUGGCCGCGCAUGCGUCGCCGUUGCACAGGAAUGGGUUCCCGCAGGAUGUGGCGAAUGUGGUUGGUUUCCUAGUUAGCAAAGAGGGCGAGUGGGUUAAUGGCAAGGUUCUUACGCUGGAUGGUGGUGCUGCAUAG
Molecule: messenger RNA, 813 nt
Organism: Bipolaris zeicola 26-R-13
Lineage: Eukaryota; Fungi; Ascomycota; Dothideomycetes; Pleosporales; Pleosporaceae
Exons: 1
Coding region: 1-813 (270 amino acids)
Molecular function (GO): oxidoreductase activity
Source: RefSeq, a predicted model, not a curated record